GAUUGUAAAGUCCCAUUUAGAUGGUUAAGAAUUUGCGUGCAAUUUUUGUUACAUUGCUGUAGUCGAUCGACUGAAUUCAUUGUUACUCUGUAGGUACUCUAUAGUUAGCAAUGUAUGUAGUCGUCGAAAUACGUGUUUAUCCACCAAAAUUUUAAUAUUUCAAAAAAAGACUAAAAUUAUACCUGUAUAUCCAUUAAUGGUAUUUCGUUAAAUAAAUUUGCUGAGAGUCAGAAUACAACGUUUUCAGUAGGCGAUUUAUUUUUCAUAUUUGAGCUCGAUUAAGUUAUCGAAAAUAAACGACCCUCUCGUUUAUUUUCGAUAACUUAAUCGAUGGCUCUGAUAUAAGACAGACAGAAAAAUUACCAUCAACUAUAGCUUUUGCGGUAUAAUGCCUACAAGACAGAAUACCUAAAUCUGUAAGUACAAGCCUAAGUCAUCUCUCAAAUCCAAUUUAUCAGAGAACCUGUCUCUCCCUUACCACCUAAGCUCAAAGUCCUACAUCACCCUAAGUAAGGUAAGGGUUUUUACGGUACUGAAAAUAAGCGCAUAUUAUGACUUGAUCCAAUGGUGGGCUAAGGAAAGGACAGCCCGCAGGCCAGCUCCAGCCCGCGAAUGAAUUUAAUCUGGCCCGCCAAUCUUUCGAAAGAAAAGUAAAUACUACUUAUAUGGCACGCGAAAUAAUAAAAAUGCAGUUUUGCUGCAAUUCUAGGCCUCUUCUCAAAUUAUAUAUUAAACUCUCUGGCCUCCCAUGAAGAAAUUAUGCCCACCACUGUAUGUUUGCACACGUAAAUAAACAAGUACCUAGAGAACAAGGGGCAGGUGAUAAUUAUGAUUUACGCUUUGUACUAACGCAAAGAUACUAAUGACAAUACUCGUAGUGACACUGCAUGAAUCGCGCGCAUAUAUAUAAAACAGUAUAUGGAUUUUAUCUCAAUGUUAGUUAAGUACACCAGCGACAUGAACGUCUUCCUGGUACUACUUAGCGUCUUCUGUUUUCCUGGGAUACUGGGUUUAGCGGUAAACCCAUUGUCAAAUCUUACUAAUUCGACUAAUGAUAUGUAUGUAAUUCAUGCUACGGUAUACCAAGUUGGAAUUAUUACAAAUAAAUCGGAUGACGAAAUUGCUAACAUGACAGGCAAUCAAGAAGCUUUGUCAUUUUACCAUAGCAACGGCACAGCUGUGGACUUGAGCGCCAUUCCAGCUCCGCUGUUUACAAAUGUGACAGCUCAGAGCGCCGUGGCCGUGGCGCCCGUCCAACCUAUUGCAUCCUCGGACACUAGCCCUCCCUUGUCUGUACUUGAUGGGAUCACAAAGGAGAAAAAAAGCUCACUAGUUAAAAGAUCAGAAAACUAUCUCCAACCUCUUGAUCAGGAAAUAAUCGAGGCUGAGGAACAUGGAGAUAAGAAACGUAGUAUUUACUUAAACCUCUUCAGAAGAUCGGUGAAUAACUCCAGUAUCGGAGGCCCGGCUAUCAAAGUCGUGAAAGAGACAUCCCUGAUCCCGCCGGAAGUCGGCUUGAAGUCCAUAGGGCUGCCGGACUUGGUUGGACUCAACACUAGCGUAGCAUCCGUCCCUCUUCCGAUACCUAACACUUCUGUUGUGCGUUACGCCAAAAUUAGCACUCUUGUGAAAGCACCUUAAAUAUUUUGCUGUUUUGAAUCAUUUUAUCAUUAAUUCAUUAAUAUCAAAAAAGGGCAAGUUUAUGCAACACAAGUUAUUUUGAAUACGAUUAAAACGAAUAAAUAAAAACCUUUUUCCAAAAGGAUAAAAUAAAAUAUUAUCAUUUUUUCAGUAUAUGCGUUACCAACUGAUAUGUUUGAAGUCGGUGCCAAGCCAAAUUUAGAAACACCAUGAUUUUGGUGCGAUUCGAUAAAGAUGCGACUAUAAUAAGUAUGUACAAUACGUUGGAUUGCCUUACUACGACAGCAACGAACAUACUUUCUGUACCUAGGUAGAUACCUAAGAACAGAUGGUCGAACAUUCUUAGCGCAGUCCGUACCUUGUUAGUAUAAAACCAAUGCAUUUAUUUGUGUUGCCGUCGUAAUUUUUAAAGAGCUAUUUUUGAACUGUCCAUAGCACGCAAGUGUGGAAUGGAGACAGUUAUUUCCAGUCCCUUAUCCAGAGAUUUUAACUUCAAAAUAUAAAAUAAUUCAAGGACCGUCUUCAGGGCUUAAACUUUUCACCUAAAUCGAUUCAGAUAUUUAGCCGUGAAAAGGUAACAAAGACACAGAUAGAAUUUCUUUCACGUUUAUAAUACUUACCUAUUACUACACCGGGGUACUACAGUUGUAAUAUGAUUUAUAGACAUAAAGCUGAUUAUUAUUGACCGGCAUUGAUACUAUUUGGCUUGGCACCGACUUCAAACAUAACAGUUGGUAACGCAUAUACUUAAAAAGGAUAAUAUUUUAUUUUAUCCUUUUUGAUUUCAGUUUAGUUUUUUUUGUAAAUAGUUUUUAUUUUUCCAUUUUUAGCUUUAAGGCAUUGUUUAGAGCUCAUGAGUGACGUGUGACGCAUGAAUGAAAAACACAAUAAUGUUUAACACUAAUUCCGUUAACUUUAAUAAAUAAUCAGGAUUUUCCUCGA
This is a messenger RNA of Cydia pomonella (codling moth), 2583 nucleotides long. RefSeq lists its product as uncharacterized. Lineage: Eukaryota; Metazoa; Arthropoda; Insecta; Lepidoptera; Tortricidae. The transcript is spliced from 5 exons. The coding region runs from base 919 to 1641 and encodes 240 amino acids. The record is from RefSeq and is a predicted model, not a curated record.